AUGGCUGUUAAAAAAAGAAUGCUUUGCCUCUUCUGCAGGGCUGGGGCCUGGGGGCUGCCGUCCGUGGACCUGGACAGCCUGACCGUGCUGACCUAUGCCAGAUUCACUGGCGCUCCACUCAAGUUGCACAAGAUUACCAACCCCAGGCGGAGCCCUUCAGGCACCCUGCCCGCCCUUCGCACCAGUCACAGAGAGAUCAUCACAACACCACACAAAAUCAUCACCCACCUUCAGGAAAAGCUGUUUCCGGUGCUGAUACAUACGUUUUGGGUAGACGCCAAGAACUAUGUGGAAGUGACCCGGAAGUGGUACGCAGAGGCUAUGCCAUGCAACUUCUUCCUGCCUGGCCGCAUGCAACGGCAGCGCAUGGAACAUCUGCAGCUACAGUGUGGGGAACCCCGGCCAGAGAACGAGGAAGAGCUGGAGAAGGAGCUGUACCAAGAAGCUCGGGAGUGCCUGGCCCUUCUCUCGCAGCGCCUGGCAUCUCAGAAAUUCUUCCUCGGAGAUGCCCCCGCCUCCCUGGACGCCUUUGUCUUUAGCGGCUUGGCUCUGCUGCUACAGACCAAGCCGCCCAGCGGGAAGCUGCAGGCCCACCUCCGGGGGCUGCACAACCUCGGUGCUUACUGCAGCCACACCCUCAGCCUCUACUUCCCCUGGGGAGGAGCUGAGGCGCCACCCCACGUCCAACACCCCGGGCCCAGACACCGGCGCCGGAGCCAGGUCCUGUCCGUGCUCGCAGGCCUGGCAGCCAUGGUGGGCUAUGCCCUGCUCAGCGGCAUUGUCUCCAUUCAGCGGGCAGCGCCAGCUCGGUCCCCCGGGGCCCCAGCCCUGAGCAUGGCUGAGGAGGAUGAAGAGGAAUGAGUCUUCCUCACCCCCCAGGACUGAGUUUUCUACUGUCACGCAUUCCAGAAGUGGUACGCCCCCACCCCCCUGUUGUCAGCACAGCCAG
Molecule: messenger RNA, 949 nt
Organism: Echinops telfairi (small Madagascar hedgehog)
Lineage: Eukaryota; Metazoa; Chordata; Mammalia; Afrosoricida; Tenrecidae
Product: metaxin-1-like
Biological process (GO): mitochondrion organization
Cellular component (GO): SAM complex
Source: RefSeq, a predicted model, not a curated record